Messenger RNA from Hipposideros armiger (great roundleaf bat), 751 nucleotides. It is a transcript of the gene SMIM8, whose product is annotated as small integral membrane protein 8. The transcript has 3 exons. Lineage: Eukaryota; Metazoa; Chordata; Mammalia; Chiroptera; Hipposideridae. The coding region runs from base 155 to 448 and encodes 97 amino acids. The record is from RefSeq and is a predicted model, not a curated record.
GCGACUCAGCCUCCGGGCGGUAGGGGCCGUUGCGGCGCGGAGGCAGCCGGCGAGCCUGGCCGCUCUCUCCCGCAGGCGGAGGAGACGAGGUGGAGCGUCGCCGGCGCGGAGGUUAGGCGACCCCGCGACAGGUAAUAAAUCAUCAUUAGUCAAGAUGUCUUCAGCCCCGGAGCCUCCAGUCUUUAAAAAGGAACCACCCAAAGAGAAAGACUUUGAAAACCCAGGGCUCAGAGGGGUCCGCACAACAACCUUAUUUCGAGCUGUGAAUCCAGAGCUCUUCAUUAAACCUAAUAAACCCGUCAUGGCUUUCGGAUUGAUAACCCUUUCACUUUGCGUGGCUUAUAUUGGUUAUCUACAUGCAACACAAGAGAACAAAAAGGACCUCUAUGAAGCUAUCGAUAGUGAGGGACACAGUUAUAUGAGGAGGAAAACAUCUAAAUGGGAUUAAUAGCACUUAUUACUAUGGAUGGAGCUAUAUUAAGAGCUCUGGAAUUGCCAAAUAAUAGACUUUAUAAAUGCAUACUAUGUUUCUUGUUUUAGAAUAUGGUAAUGAGGAAAGAAGAUAGCAGUUGCAACCAUACCUGUAUAGUAAAUUUUGUCCUUUAGAGCUGCAGCCAUUAUCUCAUUCUGUUCCCAUAAAAAGCUUCUCAAUAUAUUUCUUUUAUUAAAUCCUCUUAUAAAAGUACCAUGAAAAUGGAAGUCAUUUUUGUUAAUUAUUAAGUUUUAUAUAAUAAAAGUACCCGAUGUUAAA